Messenger RNA from Spinacia oleracea (spinach), 1674 nucleotides. RefSeq names its product shaggy-related protein kinase alpha. Gene Ontology annotation, cellular component: cytoplasm; nucleus. The transcript has 13 exons. NCBI's taxonomy places the organism in Eukaryota, Viridiplantae, Streptophyta, Magnoliopsida, Caryophyllales, Amaranthaceae. The record is from RefSeq and is a predicted model, not a curated record. Gene Ontology annotation, biological process: cell differentiation; peptidyl-threonine phosphorylation; signal transduction. Bases 234 to 1457 code for a protein of 407 amino acids. Gene Ontology annotation, molecular function: protein serine/threonine kinase activity; ATP binding.
AAAUCCCAGGAAAAUAACAAAAACAUUCAGACACCCUCUUCUUCAUUCUCUCUCCUCUGUAUGGAUCUAUUCAUCCCUUUUUCUUUCUCUCUCUAAUUUUCUCUCUCCUAUUUUUUGAUCCAAACUGCUGAUCCUCUUCUUCUUCUGGAUGAAAUCGGCUGUUUUUUGUCUGUAGACGUCGCAUUUGAUCGAUGAAUGAGUGAUUUAAGUUGAAUUAAACGACUUGAACGAGCAUGGCUUCCGUAGGCGUUGCACCUACUUCUGUUAUUAGAGACUCUAGCAGUCAUGGUGUUGAUAGGCUUCCCGAGGAAAUGAAUGACAUGAAGAUUAGAGAUGAUAAGGACAUGGAACCGACAGUUGUUGAUGGUAAUGGCACCGAAACUGGGCAUAUAAUAGUGACAACAAUCGGUGGGAAGAAUGGCCAACCAAAGCAGACUAUUAGCUACAUGGCAGAACGUGUAGUCGGACAUGGAUCUUUUGGGGUUGUCUUUCAGGCAAAGUGCUUAGAAACAGGGGAAACUGUGGCCAUAAAGAAGGUUCUUCAGGACAAGAGGUACAAAAACCGUGAGUUGCAGACAAUGCGUCUUCUUGACCACCCAAAUGUCGUGUCCCUGAAACAUUGUUUCUUUUCAACAACGGAUAAGGAUGAAUUGUACCUUAAUUUGGUGCUUGAGUAUGUCCCGGAAACUGUCCAUCGAGUGAUUAAGCACUAUAAUAAAAUGAACCAGAGGAUGCCUCUGAUUUAUGUAAAAUUAUACACAUAUCAGAUUUUCAGAGCUUUGUCAUACAUCCAUCGCAGCAUUGGUGUAUGUCAUCGUGAUAUUAAGCCUCAAAAUCUCCUAGUAAAUCCUCAUACGCAUCAGCUUAAGCUUUGUGACUUUGGAAGCGCAAAAGUUCUGAUAAAAGGCGAACCUAACAUAUCAUAUAUCUGCUCUAGAUACUAUAGAGCACCAGAGCUAAUAUUUGGAGCAACAGAAUACACCACAGCUAUUGACAUCUGGUCUGCUGGCUGUGUGCUUGCGGAACUGCUUCUUGGACAGCCGCUAUUCCCUGGUGAGAGUGGAGUUGAUCAGCUUGUUGAGAUUAUUAAGGUUUUGGGUACCCCAACACGAGAGGAAAUUAAAUGUAUGAACCCCAACUACACGGAAUUCAAAUUCCCCCAAAUUAAAGCUCAUCCAUGGCACAAGAUAUUCCACAAACGAAUGCCUCCUGAGGCCGUUGAUUUGGUUUCUAGGCUACUUCAGUAUUCACCUAACCUACGGUGUUCAGCUCUGGAUGCCUUGACUCAUCCCUUUUUUGACGAGCUUAGAGACCCAAACACCCGCUUGCCAAAUUCACGCUUUCUUCCACCGUUGUUUAACUUCAAGCCUCAUGAGUUGAAAGGGGUGCUCCCAGAAACAGUUGUCAGAUUGAUCCCUGAGCACGCGAGGAAGCAAUGUCCAUUCCUUGGAUUGUGAAAUCAAAUUCGUCGAGAUUAUGAAGAUCAGCAAAAAUCAUUACUAUUGUGGAAAAUGUGGUUUGUUAUAAUUAAUCUAUGAGAGUAUCUGUUCCUUUUACAUAUUUAUGGUACACCCCCCUUCUGUGUUAGCAUCUUUUUUCCUUAUCCUAUGUUGUAAAAGCAGCUUUUAAAGAGAAAAAUGAACACUUGCAUGCAAAUCCUGCACAAGACCUGAA